Messenger RNA from Parus major (Great Tit), 2742 nucleotides. RefSeq names its product GATA binding protein 3 (gene GATA3). NCBI's taxonomy places the organism in Eukaryota, Metazoa, Chordata, Aves, Passeriformes, Paridae. Gene Ontology annotation, cellular component: nucleus. The transcript has 5 exons. Gene Ontology annotation, molecular function: zinc ion binding; DNA-binding transcription factor activity, RNA polymerase II-specific; RNA polymerase II cis-regulatory region sequence-specific DNA binding. The record is from RefSeq and is a predicted model, not a curated record. Bases 229 to 1563 code for a protein of 444 amino acids. Gene Ontology annotation, biological process: embryonic organ development; negative regulation of transcription by RNA polymerase II; cell fate commitment.
UUUUUUUUUUUUUUUUUUUCCUGGAAUCGAUCUUUUAUCACCAUAACCCUACUCCCUCCACUUUAAACCAACCCCAACCAGAAACAUCCCCAAACUCGCCGAGCACUUUUCCCCGCCCUGCAUAACUCCGGCAGCGUCUCUCUCGCUCCGAUCUCGAGCCCUCCGCGCCUUGCUGAGGAGGAGGAGGAGGAGGAAGAGCAGCGGCAGAGAGAGCAGCGAGCGCGGAAGAUGGAGGUGUCCACGGACCAGCCGCGGUGGGUGAGCCACCACCACCCGGCCGUGCUCAAUGGGCAGCACCCGGACUCGCAUCACCCCUCGCUUGGCCAUACCUACAUGGACCCCACGCAGUAUCCUCUCGCCGAGGAAGUGGAUGUACUUUUUAAUAUCGACGGACAAGGCAACCCCGUCCCGCCGUAUUACGGCAACUCCGUGAGAGCCACGGUGCAGAGAUAUCCCACGGCCCACCACGGGAGCCAGGUGUGCCGCCCCCCUCUGCUGCACGGCUCGCUGCCCUGGCUGGACGGGAGCAAGGCGCUGAGCAGCCACCACAGCGCUUCCCCCUGGAACCUCAGCCCGUUCUCCAAGACCUCCAUCCAUCACAGCUCACCGGGACCCCUCUCCGUCUACCCACCCGCCUCCUCUUCCACUUUAUCCGCCGGCCACUCCAGCCCGCACCUUUUCACCUUCCCGCCGACCCCUCCUAAAGAUGUGUCCCCGGAUCCGUCCAUCUCCACCCCCGGCUCCACCGGCUCCACCCGGCAGGACGAGAAGGAAUGCAUCAAAUACCAGGUGUCCCUGGCCGAUACCAUGAAGCUGGAGUCCUCUCACUCUCGGAGCAGCAUGGCCUCUUUAGGAGGAGCCACCUCCUCCGCUCAUCACCCCAUCACUACCUACCCUCCGUAUGUCCCAGAAUAUGGCUCUGGACUUUUUCCCCCCAGUAGCCUCUUAGGAGGAUCGCCAACCGGGUUUGGGUGUAAAUCGCGACCGAAAGCACGGUCAAGCACAGAAGGCAGGGAGUGUGUAAAUUGUGGGGCUACCUCAACCCCUCUGUGGAGAAGAGACGGCACUGGGCACUAUUUGUGUAACGCCUGUGGACUCUACCACAAAAUGAACGGGCAGAACCGGCCCCUGAUCAAGCCCAAGAGAAGACUGUCUGCAGCCAGGAGGGCGGGCACGUCCUGUGCAAACUGUCAGACCACCACUACCACCCUGUGGAGGAGAAAUGCCAACGGCGAUCCCGUCUGUAAUGCCUGUGGGCUCUACUACAAGCUGCACAAUAUUAACAGACCCCUGACUAUGAAGAAAGAAGGAAUUCAGACCAGAAACCGAAAGAUGUCUAGCAAAUCCAAAAAGUGCAAAAAGGUCCAUGACAACCUUGAAGACUUUCCCAAGAGCAGCUCUUUUAACCCCGCCGCCCUCUCCAGACACAUGUCCUCCAUCAGCCACAUUUCACCUUUCAGUCACUCCAGCCACAUGCUGACCACACCGACACCGAUGCAUCCUCCAUCCAGCCUCUCCUUCGGACCUCACCACCCUUCCAGUAUGGUCACUGCCAUGGGUUAGCAAGAGACUCCCCUGCUGAAUGCUUACAGUCUCAAAAUGAGAUUUACUUUAUAUACUACUUGCAUUUUUGCAGGCGUGUGGUUAUGGGUCUGACGUCCCGAAUCAAAUGGGAGGGGGAAAAAAAAAAGAAUUAAAAAAUUAAAAAAAAAGUUAUUUGAAGGCAUAAGAGAGAGAGAGAAAAAAAAUUUAAAAAUGCAGAAAAAAACUACAAAAAGCACAAAAAAGGAAAAAAAAAAGAAAAAAAGAGAAAAAAGUAAAAAAAAAAGUUUUAAAAAAGUGAUGUUUGCCACUUUUUAAAGGAACUCACUAUGGCGUCUAUGUAUUCUUACCCACUGAAUCUGGAUACCAUUUGUGAAUAAGCCAUUCAGAACUUGCAUUCCCUAUUGGACAGGAUCUCUAGUGCUGUGAAAAAACAAAAUAAAAUAAAAUAAAAAAUGCUGAACAUUGCAUAUAACUUAUAUUGUAAGAAAUACUGUACAUUUGAGGAAGACUUUAUUGCAUCUGAGGAUCUGUAAUGAAAAAGGCAUGAAGGACUCAGAGAGAAUUUUUUUUAAAGGAAAAGGAAAAAAAAAAAGAAGAUGGGAGGACAAUUUAAAAACCAGAAAAACAAACAAUGCAGACCAAGAGGAAACGCGGUCUUAUGAACAAAUGGACCAACUGCCAGUCAUGUCUUCUCCUUUUAUUUUAUUUUUAUUUUGGUUUCUUUUUUGUUGGUUUUUAUUUUGGUUUCUUUUUUUCGUUUCCGGGGAGGGGGAGGGGGCUGGCUAGAACGGUUUUGAUGAUGCAUUAACUAACUAACUAACUAACUAAAUAACUAAAUAAAUAAAAUCUGUAGGGAGAUCAUUCAUUUUGGGCCAUGGGCCUUUUACAUAGGAAGUACCAAUGGUGUCAGGCAAUCAGUGUUAACAUGCGGACAUUGCCAACAAGGGGGUUUCAGAUAGCCAUUCUCCAGGUCUAUACGCAUUGUGAACAAGUUCCUGUAAUUGUUGUUUGUAUGUAUAAUUCAACGCACCAAAAUAAGAAAGAUGUAGAUUUAUUUCAUCCUAUUAUACAGACUGAAUGGUUGUACAAAUUUAUUUACUGCUAGUGAUAAGACCUGCUUUUUUUUUUUUUUUGUUUUUAUAUUUUUUCCUCCUUUUUUUUUUUUUUUGGAGAAUAAACUAGAUUAAAUUCUGUUGA